UUGGGGGUCAAAUUAGUCGCAUAUAAGUUACCUUAGUUUAAUCAAAAAAAUUGUAGAUUUGGACCAUACCCAAACGACAACUACUAAACACACGGACAGAAACACAAACACCAUCAUCAGUAUCAUUCUUGUUCAUCGGAGUCUCACUUGACAUUCUCAAUCGAUGCCUCGUAAACGCUUCGGAACACCGGCAGAACCCAAAACAGGUCUACAAUAUGCCCAAUAUUUUCUAAAGAAAAUGGGGUUGGGGCCAAAUAACUACUACUUCUGGAAACAAAUGGGGAAGGCAUUCGGAUGCACUUAUGCAGUGAUGGGUGCAGCGUGGUAUUACAAUGAGACGUCUCCAUUGGGUUGGUGGACGCUGAAACCAAUGCCAAAGGAAGAGAAAGAGCUGGAACAUUUGUAUGAGCGGCGUGAGUAUCCGUAUCCCGGCGACCAAGAAGCUAUGGAGGAGUUUAUUAAAAAGGGUGGAAUGAUUGGAACAACUAUUGGACCUAAAGGGAACUUUGAGAAUGAUAUGGAUGAAUUUGAUUACAUGAAGCAGCUUAAUGAUAAGAAGUUUGAGCAGGAGGCUCAGAAGCUUUGGUUGAGGAUGAGGAAUGAAGUCAUUGCUGAGCUUCAAGAGAAGGGUUUUGAUGCAGAUAAAUGAUUGCAUUGAAUCCCUUUUGUGGGGGGGGAAACUACUACAUUUGUGGUGGUAAAUAUUGAUUGUUCAUGCUUUCAAUAAGUUGCGGUAGAUGGAAAAGACUAAUCUAUUUGUUCUUCUUGUAUAAUGAGGUGUUAUUUAUAUAUGACUUGUGUAUCUUAUAUUGCUUUUUCCCUUGUUGGUUUUGGCUUCUUUAAUGAAUGAGAUUGAAAUGUAUCAUUGUUAACAGGGUGAUUCUUGCUUUCUAUCUAAAAAUUAAGGGCACAUUAGCCAA
This is a messenger RNA of Trifolium pratense (red clover), 920 nucleotides long. RefSeq lists its product as uncharacterized. Bases 164 to 649 code for a protein of 161 amino acids. NCBI's taxonomy places the organism in Eukaryota, Viridiplantae, Streptophyta, Magnoliopsida, Fabales, Fabaceae. The transcript has 3 exons. The record is from RefSeq and is a predicted model, not a curated record.